CUAAAGAAACAAUGUGAAAUUCCAGAAAAUAUUAAUGCUUCAAUAAAAUCCUGGCUAGUCAGUGUGGGAAAGCUGCUUGACCAGGCGAAAUUAGCUAGCGAAAAGGAUGACUUGGAAACAGUGUACAUCUCUAAUGUUAAAGUCUCUUCUGAAGCUACAGAUAGUUAUAUGCAGAUGCCAGAACCACAUCCUACCCCAGAAUCAACAUCAAAUAUAUCCCAGAGUAGUACUAAUUCCUUGCAACAAUUAUCACCGGCUUAUAUAAUGAAUAAUAAUAUUAGUGGUAUAUCAUCGACUUCGACUUCAUCCGAUUCUAAUAACUUAAAUAUUACACAUAUGCAAAAUGGAAUUCCCAAAACCAAUAAUGCUUCGAAGCAAACCAUUUAUCCGCAAACUCCACCUGUCUCCGCACCAUCUUCUGAAACCUCUACACUUAAACAACUUACGAAAUCUUUGCCAAAUAAAAAAAAAUUAUCAGAUGUUUUACCUGAUUCCAACAAAAUAGAGGCUAGCGUUUUGCGUGAUUUACUUAGCACUACCGAAGAUUCAUCACGUAUAUUGGUAUUGGACGUUAGAUAUAGAGAUGCAUUUGAUAACCUUGAGUCCAAACUAGUAGUUGGUCCUGAACUUGAAUUUGAAAAAAAGCUUUUCACUGAUCGUCAUAGUUUUGAUUUGAUCGUAUAUCAUGAUCAAGAUUCCAGUUUCAUUCCUAUAGGGAAGACUUCUGCCAUGAGAAAUUUAAUUCAAGCAAUCUGUGAAAAUGAAUUCAAAAAGCAUUUGAAGAGACCUCCUGUAUUGUUGAAUGGAGGUUUUAAUGCAUGGGUUAGAUUGGUAGGUGAACCUGGCAUCGAGUGCAAUGUUAAUAAUAGUAUUCGAGCAAAUCAACGCGAUAGCGUAAUUUCAAACCCGCGAAUUACUGCUAUAAACCAACAAAUAGCACAAACUACAAUACUUUCACAAACUCAAACUUCUGUUUCUACUUCGACUACGACACAAUCAAGUCAUCCCUUAAAACGUCGUAAAACCAGAUUUGAUCAUCCGUACCAUGGUUUCAGUGAGAUAAAAGAUCCGGAGUAUGCGCCUCCAUUACCACCGAAAAAAAAUGAAAUUACUUCGGGUCCAACAUCAUCAACACUGUCCAAUACGUCAAUAUCAAAUACAUCUGCAAAUAGUUCAGAACAAAUGGCAAUGCAUCAUAAAUCGUCUUUAAUAACUGAUCAUCAAAAUCAUCAUCGUAUUCCCCAAUCAGAAAGUAGUUUCUCUAAGCUGGGAUCCUGCAUUGGUAUAACAGGAUUAAGAAAUUUAGGCAAUACUUGUUUCAUGAAUUCUGUUAUUCAAUGUUUAAGUGGGACUUUGCCAUUUGCCAGAUACUUUUUAGAUGGUAGUUUCAGACGACAUAUUAAUAAAUCGAAUCCCUUAGGUACUAAAGGUGUUUUAGCUGAAGCAUUUGCAAAAUUGAUACAAGUGAUGUGGAGUGAACAAUACCAUUUUGUUUCACCUGUGACUUUCAAGGAAGCUAUCGGACGGUCUGAUCAGCAAGACUCUCAAGAGUUCCUUUCUUAUUUACUAGACGGCUUGCAUGAAGAUUUGAACAUAGUCAUAAAUAAACCAAUAAUUAAAGAGUUAACGCCUCAAGAAGAGGAGGAAAUGGAAAGACUACAACCGCAGAUUGCGUCCGAAAUAGACAAAAAAGCAGCUUACUAUUUCAAGAUUACCCGAUAUCUUAUUGAUACAUCUUAA
This is a messenger RNA of Racocetra fulgida, 1740 nucleotides long. The record is from the annotation of a GenBank genome assembly. Lineage: Eukaryota; Fungi; Glomeromycota; Glomeromycetes; Diversisporales; Gigasporaceae.